AUGCACCCGCCGCGUCGCCGUAGGAAGGGAUGCGGCGGUGCCCCCGCUAUAAAUACUCGCGCCGGAGGUGGAAGGCGUCAGUCUAGUGUCGGCUCCCACACAAGUAACAACAAACACAAUCGGCAGGUGUUGAUCCACUGGACAAGACGCGCCAGCGCCAUGAUGCGGUUGGUGCUUUUUCUAGUCCUCUUCAGCAUAUGUGAAAUCACUCAGGCUGAGGAAGGCUACAAGUAUGAAAAACCAACGAAGCCUUUCAUCACUGGAACACCAGGUCUAAGACCAGGAACAGCAGGCCCAGGAGGAUUUGCACCUGGAGUGGGAGCUGGGCCAGCUGCAAAACCCGGUUUUCCUGGAGGAACAGGACCUGGUGCCACUGGACCCAGUGGCUACCCUUCUAGUGGUCCUGGAGGAACACCUGCAGGAUUUCCAUCUGGCAGUCAACUAGGAAGACCUGGAGCAGGCAGACCAUCUGGAUAUCCAUCUGGGAGACCAAGUGCCGGCAGACCAGGUGGCACCCUUCCUGGAAGACCUGGGACAACAGGAGGACCAGGUCGUCCAAUUAUUCAAGGAGAUGUUGGAGGCACUGGAUAUCCAUCAGGAGGGCCUGGCAGUUUCGGACCAAGUGGUCCAUUUGGACCUGGUGCUGGACGACCUGGAGCUCAAGGCAGUGUUGGUUACCCUUCUGGAAGACCUGGGGGACCUGGUACAGGAAGACCAGGUGCUCCAGGUACAAUAGGAGGUGCAGGUUAUCCUACAGGUGGGCCUGGAGUAUUCCGUCCUAGUGAUUCAUUUGGUACAGGCAUUGGAAGACCUGGAGUUUCAGGAAGACCAGGAGGACCAGGUGCUGCAGGAUAUCCUUCUGGAGGUCCUGGAGGAUUUGGGCCUAGUAGCCCCUUUAGUCCUGGUGCUGGUGGUAGGCCUGGAAGUGCUGGAGGUCUAGGACAGCCAGGAGGCACUGGAAUAACAGGAAGACCAGGUACUCCAGGCACUCCAGGUGCUCCUGGUGGUCCAGGAGGACCUGGGGUUCCUGGAGCGCCUGCUGGCCAAGGGUAUCCAUCAGGAGGACCUGGAGGAUUUGGUCCUAGUGGUCCUUUUGGACCUGGUGCUGGUAGGCCAGGAGGAGUUGGAGGCCCAGGGGGACCUGCUGGUCCUGGGUAUCCAUCAGGCGGGCCUGGAGGCUUUGGUCCUAGUGGUCCAUUUGGGCCCAGUGCUGGUCGUCCAGGAGGUCAAGGUGGAGCUGGAAUAACAGCAAGACCAGGUGCUCCAGGAACACCUGGUGGUCCUGGUGGUCCUGGAGGACCUGGAGGUCCAGGAGGACCUGCUGGUCCUGGAUAUCCCUCUGGUGGGCCAGGAGGAUUUGGCCCUAGUGGUCCAUUAGGACCUGGUGCAGGUCGGCCAGGAGGACCGGGACGUCCAGGAGGAGCUGUUGGUCCUGGAUAUCCAUCUGGUGGGCCUGCAGGAUUUGGUCCUAGUGGUACACUUGGUCCUGGUAGACCAGGGACUCUAGGAGGUCCGGGAGGGCAAGGUUAUCCAUCAGGAGGACCUGGUGGAUUUGGUCCUAGUGGUCCAUUUGGACCAGGUGCUGGUCGCCCAGGAGGCCCUGGUAGACCAGGAAUAGCAGGAAGACCAGGUGCUCCAGGUGGUCCUGGUGGUCCAGGAGGUCCAGGUGGUGCAGGGGGACCAGCUGGUCCCGGAUACCCAUCAGGUGGUCCUGGAGGAUUUGGUCCUAGUGGUCCCUUUGGCCCUGGAAAGCCAGGUGCUCCAGGAGGGCCAGGAGGUCCAGGAGGGCCAGGUUAUCCAUCAGGAGGACCUGGUGGAUUUGGUCCUAGUGGUCCAUUUGGACCUGGUGGUUUUCGGCCAGGAACACAAGGUCAGCCAGGAAUCCCAGGCAGGCCAGGAACACCUGGGGCACCAGGUGGUCCAGGAGGACCUGGAGGUCCUGGUGGUCUAGGUGGACCAACUGGUCCUGGAUAUCCUUCAGGUGGUCCUGGAGGAUUUGGUCCUAGUGGUCCCUUUGGCCCUGGAAAGCCAGGUGCUCCAGGAGGGCCAGGAGGUCCAGGAGGGCUAGGUUAUCCAUCAGGAGGACCUGGUGGAUUUGGUCCUAGUGGUCCAUUUGGACCUGGUGGUUUUCGGCCAGGAACACAAGGUCAGCCAGGAAUCCCAGGCAGGCCAGGAACACCUGGGGCACCAGGUGGUCCAGGAGGACCUGGAGGUCCUGGUGGUCUAGGUGGACCAACUGGUCCUGGAUAUCCUUCAGGUGGUCCUGGAGGAUUUGGUCCUAGUGGUCCCUUUGGCCCUGGAAAGCCAGGUGCUCCAGGAGGGCCAGGAGGUCCAGGAGGGCCAGGUUAUCCAUCAGGAGGACCUGGUGGAUUUGGUCCUAGUGGUCCAUUUGGACCUGGUGGUUUUCGGCCAGGAACACAAGGUCAGCCAGGAAUCCCAGGCAGGCCAGGAACACCUGGGGCACCAGGUGGUCCAGGAGGACCUGGAGGUCCUGGUGGUCUAGGUGGACCAACUGGUCCUGGAUAUCCUUCAGGUGGUCCUGGAGGAUUUGGUCCUAGUGGUCCCUUUGGCCCUGGAAAGCCAGGUGCUCCAGGAGGGCCAGGAGGUCCUGGAGGGCCAGGUUAUCCAUCAGGAGGACCUGGUGGAUUUGGUCCUAGUGGUCCAUUUGGACCUGGUGGUGGUCGGCCAGGAACACCUAGUCAGCCAGGAAUCCCAGGCAGGCCAGGUACACCUGGGGCACCAGGUGGUCCAGGAGGACCUGGAGGACCUGGUGGUCUAGGUGGACCAACUGGUCCUGGAUAUCCUUCAGGUGGACCUGGAGGAUUUGGUCCUAGUGGACCUUUUGGCCCUGGUGCUGGUAGACCAGGUGGUUUGGGAAGACCUGGUGGUCCAGGAGGGCCAGGUGGCCCAGGAUACCCAUCAGGUGGGCCAGGAGGAUUUGGACCAUCUGCUGGUCGGCCAGGAACACCUGGUCAGCCAGGAUUCCCAGGCAGGCCAGGUACAUCUGGCGCACCAGGUGGUCCAGGAGGACCUGGAGGCCCUGGUGGUCCAGGAGGUCCAACCAGUCCUGGAUACCCAACAGGUGGUCCUGGAGGAUUUGGUCCUAGUGGUCCGUUUGGACCUGGUGGUGGACGCCCAGGCACUCCAGGUCGUCCUGGAACCCCUCUAAGGCCAAGUGCUCCUGGUACUCCAGGUGGUCCAGGAGGUCCAGGAGGCCCAGGAGGUCCUGGUGGUCCAGGAGGGCCAUUUGGUCCUGGAUAUCCAUCUGGAGGUCCUGGUGGAUUUGGCCCUACUGGCCCAUUUGGCCCAGGAGGUCCCGGUAUACCAGGUAGACCUGGCCGUCCUGGUACACCAGGUGGUCCUGGAGGAUUUGGUCCUAGUGGACCAUUUGGCCCUGGUGCUGGUCGGCCAGGAGGCCCAAGUCGGCCUGGUGGUCCAGGGGCUCCAGGUUCUCCAGGUGGACCUGGGGGACCAAGUGGUCCAGGAGGACCUUCUGGUCCUAGUGGCCCAUUUGGUCCUGGUGCUGGUAGACCUGGAGGACAAGGCGGCCCUGGUGUACCUGGACAACCAGGUGGUGGAUUUAAGCCAAGUGGUCCAUAUGGCCCUGGUUAUCCUGGAGGUCCUUCAGGUGGUGUUGGUCGACCUGGUCGUCCUGGUGGUGCAUUAGGUGAUGCUACUGGUCCUGGAGGGCCAGGUGGUCCUUCUGGUCCCACAGGCUAUCCUUCUGGUGGCAUUGGAGGCAGGCCAGGUGGAGUUGGUCCUGGUGGUCCUUUUGGUCCUACUGGCCCUACUGGACCUACUGGCCCUACUGGACCUACUGGUCCUACUGGACCUACUGGUCCCACUGGGCCUACAGGUCCUGGAGGACCAACUGGUGGUGUUGGUGGUGUUGGUGGAAUCGGUGGAACUGGCCCAACUGGACCUCCAGGGCCGAGUGGACCAUAUCCUAGUGGGCCUGCUGGCCCCAAUGGUCCAUAUCCAGAAGGACCACCUGGUCCUGAUGGUCCUUUCCCAACAGGUUCCCCUGGUCCUGGGCCAUAUGAUGAAGGAGAUUAUUCUGCUAUUCCUGGAGAACCAGGAGUAGAUUAUCCCAUAUAUUCUGAAGUACCUGCUACUUCAUUUAGUUGCAGUCAGCAGAGAUUCCCUGGAUACUAUGCUGAUGUGGAAACACAGUGUCAGGCAUUCCAUAUUUGUGCUAACAAUCGCACAUACGAUUUCCUGUGCCCUAAUGGUACAGUGUUCCAUCAGGAAUAUUUCGUUUGUGUUUGGUGGAAUCAGUUUGACUGUAGCAGAGCUCCAGGGUUGUAUAAUCUGAAUGAAUUUAUUUAUGACUAUACAAUAUUUGGAAGCCCUGGUGCAGAACUACUCAAACCUUCUGGUCCUGGAGGACUCCCAGGUGGAACAGGUACUGGAGCUACUCAAGGCCGUCCAUUUAGUCCCGGCAGUGGUGUAACUCGUCCAGCUGGACCCACUGGGCCCUUUCGUCCUGGAACGCCUGGUAGUAUAGGAACUGGAAUAGUAAAGCCUGGUGGAACAUUUCCAUCUGUAACUCCUGGAGUGACUGGUGGAGGUGGUGGUCCUGUCGCUGGAUAUCCACGUCCUGGUGGGCCAGGUGGAGUUGGUGGCAUUCUUGGUGAUGGAAUAACUGGACCUUCUUCUGGUGGAGUACCACCAUCAGGAUUUCCUGGUAGUCAGAUAGGACCAACACGCCCCUCAGGUCCUAGCACAGGCCUACCUGGUGGUACUGGUGGAGUAGGGCAAAUUGGUCGACCAACAGGCGGCUAUCCAAGGCCAGGUACAGGCAGACCGGGACUGGCUGAUACUGGAACACAACCAGCCUACCCAGACAGACAGUAUUUGCCUUCUAGGAACUCUUAAAUGAUUACUAUGCUGAGUUUUGGACUUGCUUAUGACCUAUAAGCACAGUAGCAGAUGAGAGCUCAUUGAAUCCAUCAUUUGUUUUCCAAUAACACUGAAUGUAAUGAGAUUAUAUGUAAGUGGAAACUAUGAAGAUAGUGAAAGUUUCAUCGAGUGCUCCUCUUUUUUGUGAGGGACGAUUUGUAUUAGUAUCGUACUUGUAAUCGUACUCUACUUUUCUUUGAAGUGACAAUGGGCCCUCGCUGCUGUGUGCUGUUCAGGUUCAAUGUUUAUUUAAAUAGUAUCUGUGUGAAUGUAUAAAUUAUUGUAUCGUGUCAUGAAAUUUGAAAGCAUUGGAUCCUAAACAACAUUUAUAUCAGAUUUCAUUGUUUUUCAUUUACAUGAAUGUUUUUAAAAAAUUGUUUUGUGUCAUUGAAAUUGUGAGUUUCUACCACAAUGUGUCUCCCGUAUAUAGGGAAUUAUGUUGCCAUAUCAUAUGUGUAAUAAAUGUUGU
This is a messenger RNA of Schistocerca cancellata (South American locust), 5371 nucleotides long. Its product is annotated as collagen alpha-1(I) chain-like. The record is from RefSeq and is a predicted model, not a curated record. Bases 1 to 4878 code for a protein of 1625 amino acids. Gene Ontology annotation, cellular component: extracellular region. The transcript has 4 exons. Lineage: Eukaryota; Metazoa; Arthropoda; Insecta; Orthoptera; Acrididae. Gene Ontology annotation, molecular function: chitin binding.